AUGAACAAAUUUUUAGACAACCAAAUUGGACUUAUUGACAGAAAAUUCAUCAUCAAUAUCAAGAAUGAAGGUAGCUUUGCCUCCUAUUCUAAAGUAGCUCACAGACUGCUAACAGAGGAAAGGGCUCCAUAAAUCUAGUUAUCUGCUUGCGGAGCUGCUACCUUGUAUCUUUUUAAAGUCUCAUCAAUUCUCACUGAAUUUUUUCCUAACUUGCACAGACUGACAUAUUUCAAUUUUUCAAUUUGCCAUACUUGCAAAUAAAGAGAGCUGAAAAUUGCUGCCAGAAAUUUAAAGAAUUAAGGAGAAGAUCAGACUCAAGAUAAUAAUCUUCUCUAAAAUGAAUAUAGAUUAGAAGCUCUAGACCUAAAAGCUAAAGAUUAGGCUAACUAAGAGAAAAUCAAAAUGAUUGUAGAAUUUGCAGAUAAAAUUAAUGUAAACAAUUUGAAUUUCGCAGAAAUAAGAGACUCUGAUUAAAACACCAAGCAAAGUCCUACUUCUCUACAGCACUAAUGCAAUGAUCCAAACUCUUUUUCAUUGCUCAUCACUAUGAAUCAAAGAUUGACAUUUCAUGAUGGAAUACUAGACAAGUAGCACCCUGGCUAUUAAAAGCCAAAUAUUCCUCUCAAAAGUAAAAAAUCUCUAAUUGAUCUCAUAAAUGAAUUCAAUCCAAAUGAGACAUUAGAUAAAGUUGACUAUGAUUAUUCAGAUCGAAGCAACCACUCAUCAUCCUACAAAUCACCUUAAAAUUUUGAAAAGUUCUAAUCCUCACCAAGCCAAAAUUACUAAAGACCUAAAGAAAACUCUCCAAUUUAAUACUAUCAGCAGUUCUAUCCUCAGAAUCAGAUUAACUCAAUCAAAUCUAAAACAGAUCAGAAUUAAGAUUGUAGAAUUUGUUGCUAGACUCCUCCUGUACCCUAAAUUCAAAAUUGCUGUUCAAACUAUACUUCUUGCUAGAUUUAUGAUGAAUAGAGAUACUCUCAAUACCAUUAUUCUCCCAAUGCUGCACCUCAGCAAAGAUUCCCUUGCAAUGAAGGGUCUCAUAACUUCUAAAAUUCUGGAUUUCAAGAGUAAGAGUACAAAUCAUCAAAAACUUAUUAAUAAACUCCCUCAUUCUGCUCAUAAGGUUAUUUGAACUAGGGUUAUCAACAAAAGCCAUAAUUCAAAUAAUCUAGAUUUGAUUAAAAGAACUCACUUUAGUUAAAACCUUCUUUUACAAAGAAGUUUGUAGAUUAUAGCUCCUAAUACUAAUUAUUCCCAAUGAAAUCUGUUGACAGUCAGAAGUCAAACAUUUAUUCAACUCCUGAACACUAAAGAUUCUACAAUAGUUCUCAAAAUCAUCAAAUUGACUUUCAUCCUUACUCAAGAAAUAUAAAUUUUAAAUACUAAGGUCAGAACAAAUCAGAUGAAUUCAAAGCACAGGCAGAAGGAUACAGAAGUACAAGGGAUUGGUAACCAAGAAGCUACAUUUGA
Molecule: messenger RNA, 1470 nt
Organism: Stylonychia lemnae
Lineage: Eukaryota; Ciliophora; Spirotrichea; Sporadotrichida; Oxytrichidae
Source: the annotation of a GenBank genome assembly